Messenger RNA from Notolabrus celidotus (New Zealand spotty), 2621 nucleotides. Its product is annotated as proton channel OTOP3-like. Lineage: Eukaryota; Metazoa; Chordata; Actinopteri; Labriformes; Labridae. Gene Ontology annotation, molecular function: proton channel activity. The record is from RefSeq and is a predicted model, not a curated record. The coding region runs from base 605 to 2470 and encodes 621 amino acids. Gene Ontology annotation, cellular component: membrane. The transcript has 7 exons. Gene Ontology annotation, biological process: proton transmembrane transport.
AGGAGGGGGCUUGAGUCUUCUGAAAUCCACCUCCAGCUCUUUGGUCUUUCCUGAAGGAGAAAGAAAUAUACUUUAAAGGCAGGUGUUAAAUAGUGGAGACAGAGAGGGUGACAUUAGAGGAAUUGUGCAGUAUAUGUUGCAGCAGGUUAUCGGAUUUGACAGAGUUAUUAGCAGGCACUAUCAGCCCUAUCAGAGGUUACAGUGAGGUUAUGAUGUCUGCAAACAGUGACUUCCCCUCGCAGAUUUCUUGUCUCAUAAAGGGAAAUAAGGUCACUGAGGUCUGAGAAAUGCAGGCUGCAGAUUAAUCAACAUUCUUUUCACGUUGUUGCAGCUCUGAAGCAAACUUUGCUCAAGGUGUACGUCAGGUGAAAUAUGGUCAACAUGGAGAGCAAACACACCACCUGUCAUGUUUCCUGUGAAAGGGGCGUCGCUUCAAUGCAUAGGAUCAAAGCCACACCCAAACCACGGUUGGAGUUAAGAUUCAUUGCACCCUGCAGAUGUGUCUGCACAUGUUGAGCUGCAGGAUUAAAGUGACGGAGCAUGAAAACCUGCUGCAGAACAGAAGGAACACAAGAGAGGUGAAGUGAGCGGAGGACUAGAAGAGAUGGAUUCAGAUCCUGGAGUCACAGAGCUGGAUUUAGAUCCAAGAGUCACAGAGCUGGAUUCAGAUCCUGGAGUCACAGAGCUGGAUUCAGAUCCAAGAGUCACAGAGCUGGAUUCAGAUCCUGGAGUCACAGAGCUGGAUUUAGAUCCUGGAGUCACAGAGCUGGAUUUAGAUCCAGGAGUCACAGAGCUGGAUUCACCUGUGGAGACCUCAGACCAUCAGAUCCAGGAGCAUGACCCCAUGCUGUUCUUGGUUCCCACUGGAAGGCGUCUGAUCUCAGGUCUGCUGGGUCUGAACGUGGUGCUGAUGGGGUCGGCCCUGAUACUGGGACAAGCUUUAAACCCUGCAGGCCUGAGGAACCAGGAGCCCCAGGUGUUGAAUCUCCUGCUGAUGGGGGUCAGCGGGGUCUGGAUGCUGUGGUACCUGCUGUGGGCACGGAGACAGCCAGGUUUCUGCCCACAUAAAGACCACCACGCCGGGGGAAUCCCAGUCACAUUCGUCCUCAUGCUCUUCGCUGCGUUCACUCUGCUGCUCUACGUCUGCAGGAUCGGGUAUUUCAUCAACACCAGGGAGUGUAAGCACGCUGUGAAAACACUCUCUCCAUUCAUCGAGGCUCCUUUUGUCACACUGCAGACAUACUUACUGUGGGCUCACUCCAAAGACUGCAUUCACAGACACAAGAUCAUCAGCAGAUCCGGUCUGAUGGUGAUCCUCUCAGCUGAUCUGCUGCUGUGGCUCCACGCCGUGACGGAGGACACCAUCCACGAGGAGAUCGAGUUAGAGAAAGAGGGCAGUCUUCUUCUCGGCAUCCAAAACUCCUCGUCAGCAGAAACCUUGAAUGUGACAGGAGGUACCAGUCCGAUGUUCUGUCUCUGCAGUUCCAGCGCCGCCUGCCUCGUCUUCAGGAAAGCCAUUGAAGUCCUCUACCCCUUCCACAUGGAGUACUACCUGAUGGCGGGCUGCAUGGUUUACGUGAUGUGGAAGAACGUGGGCCGCAGGAUGAGUCCGGGUGAACACCACGAGGCUCAUAAGCUGACUCUUAAAGUCCUGUGUGGCGGUGGGAUCCUUUACGGCCUCGUGUUCGGAGGUCUGGUCCUCCUCGCUGGGGUCACAGUCUUCAUCCUCUACCAGGUGUUUGUAAACCGGCCCCACCUCCGCCACACUGCCUUCCUCAUAUUCUACAGCUACCACUUGGCGGUGAUGCCGAUCAUGUCUCUGUGCUCGCUGGCCGGGAUGCUCGUCCACGUGCUGGAGAGGAGGGCGAGCGAAGGAGGGCACAACCCGACCCGCAGCCUGGAUGUGAUGCUCCUGCUGGCUGCGGCGCUCGGCCAGCUCGCCCUCUCUUACUUCUCUCUGGUGGCCGCCCUCGCUGUGGGGACUGAGGGGCCUCUAGGAGACCUGGAUUUGUCCUACUCCCUGCUCAGCUUGCUGGAGCUCAUCCUGCAGAACAUCUUCAUCAUCAAGGGGCUGCACAGACACCCGAGUCUCCUCGCCAAGAAGAAAGGGAAGCAGUGGAACAACAUAUUCAAGCUUAAGAAGACGGCUGCUGAUCCAAAACAGGAGGACGGGAAGACAGAUCUGUCCCUGCUGGAGGGGAAGACACAGUCUGCUGCUCAAGAUCAUGAUGGGAAAAAAGUCUGGAUGAAAAGAGCGAUACAAGAAAUCUGUGCCUUCCUCAUCCUUGCUAACGUCAUGCUGUGGAUCAUCCCUGCGUUCGGAGUCCAUCCUCAGUUCGAGAACGGGAUCGGGAAACGAUUCUUUGGCUUCAGCGCCUGGUUUGUUCUGGUGAAUCUGGUUCAGCCGCUCAGUGUUUUCUACAGGAUGCACGCAGUCGGAGCUCUGAUGGAGCUGCUCCUCAACGCAUGACGAGAAACGAUGACUACCCAACUGUUAAAGCUGAAAAAGAGACACGUUAUCAUCAGGCUCUUUCCAAACAGAGCAGGUCUAGACCAAAGACCCAACAUCAAGACCAGGAUCAGAUCCAGUCCCCUCUUACAGACAGGACUCAGUCUGAUCU